AUGUAAAAAACAGAGUAUCAAAAGAAAAGAAUGUUCUCCACCUAUUAAGAUGCUAUUAAGGUUCAUGCUGAGAAUGUUGUUGAAUCAUUUAUCAACUCAAAGGAAGGAAAAAUAGAAUAUGAGCCAACUGAAGCUCAAAAAUGGACAAAAACACUUGCUACAGAUAUAACAAACAGCAUCCAGGGCUAGCCAAAGUUAUUAGAUCAAACAAAGUUCAAGCUCAAAGUAGAUGUUAUGAUUCUAGAUAGAGACUCGGUAGGUUUCCAUAUGAGUUCAUCAUGUCUGUGGGAUAAUGAUGCUGACGGUAGCAUAAAUUUUUAAAAAGAAACAGAGUCUUAUUACAUCAUUGUCUCAAUUUUUGGAUUUUUCAGACAUUGA
Molecule: messenger RNA, 378 nt
Organism: Stylonychia lemnae
Lineage: Eukaryota; Ciliophora; Spirotrichea; Sporadotrichida; Oxytrichidae
Source: the annotation of a GenBank genome assembly